Messenger RNA from Bolinopsis microptera, 2903 nucleotides. RefSeq names its product serine-aspartate repeat-containing protein F-like. The transcript is spliced from 3 exons. The record is from RefSeq and is a predicted model, not a curated record. NCBI's taxonomy places the organism in Eukaryota, Metazoa, Ctenophora, Tentaculata, Lobata, Bolinopsidae. The coding region runs from base 1 to 2448 and encodes 815 amino acids.
AUGUAUAUUGCUCCCCUGGGUGGUCAAUAUCCCCUUCCUCAAGUGCAUAAGAAGAAACCACCGAGACUAGACAUCUUGGAGCGCUUAGAGGCCGACCUAGCAUCGAUAGGAAGUCCACUUCUUAACAGAGAGCAUAUAGACACGGGACAGUCAGACGGAGAUGCCCCUUCAGCUGCUCUCCCCUCCUCACCGUCAGUAUUGUCAAACCUCCACUUCUUUGUCAAGUCCCAAGUAAACUCUCUAACUCCUGACGAUGAAUCUUCCUCUUCCGAUUCCCGUACCUCUAACUCCUCGUCAUAUACCAGGUCCCCGUCUCCAACGAGCUCCUCCUCGAGUGUUUCCUCAAAAGAGCACCAAGAAGACCUCGAAGCGAUCGAGGUGCUUAACGCUCUAGCACAAUUCGAAAGUAUCGGAUCUAGUGUUGGAUCCGAUGAGACUCUUUCUGGAAGUUUCUAUCUAGAUCAGCCACUUUCUCCUGUCUUGGAACUAGAAGAACCAUUAAAAGAUGCCGCAGCUCGUGCAUCCAAUAACGAUGAGGUAUUCCCAAGGUCCUCUACAUCGGAGGGUAUUGAGAGUGACCUCGAAAUGGCCUCAGUGGACGCCAUCUCUUCCUCUCAUAGUGAUUAUUCAAGUUCAAGUGAAGAGGAUGCAGAUACAGAUUCUGUGGUUAGCGUAAAGGUUGGCGAUGAUGCCGAUACUGACGCUUCUAAAACUACGUCAAUGCAGGAAGUAACCAUCAUCAUUGAUCAUGCAGAUGCAGAUUCUUCUGAGGGAGAAAUUGUUGAUAAUGCUGUCAUCUUUAAUGGGGAUGUUCCAAAGGAAGAGCCUGUUGAAGAAAACAAAAGCUUGGAGGAAGCCAUCGUCCCUGAUGAAGAUUCUUCUAGUCAAUUGCCUGCUGAAGGUCAUUCUGCAGAGAAUGGGUCCGUUAGAGGAAGAUAUCUUCGAUAUCUUGCUGAAGACGCCAUCGUCGCUGAUGCAGAUUCUUCAAGCAAAUUGCCUGCAGAAGGUCAUUCUGCAGUGAAAGAUAUAAUCGUCAUUGAUGAUGAUGAUGCAGAUUCUUCCAAUCAAUUGCCUGCUGAGAGUCAAUCAUUAGAGGAAGAUACCGUCGUCAUUGAUGAAGCUGAUGCAGAUUCUUCUAGUCAAUUGCCUGCUGAAGGUCAUUCUGCAGAGAAUGGGUCCGUUAGAGGAAGAUAUCUUCGAUAUCUUGCUGAAGACGCCAUCGUCGCUGAUGCAGAUUCUUCAAGCAAAUUGCCUGCAGAAGGUCAUUCUGCAGUGAAAGAUAUAAUCGUCAUUGAUGAUGAUGAUGCAGAUUCUUCCAAUCAAUUGCCUGCUGAGAGUCAAUCAUUAGAGGAAGAUACCGUCGUCAUUGAUGAAGCUGAUGCAGAUUCUUCUAGUCAAUUGCCUGCUGAAGGUAAUUCUACAAAGAAUGAGUCCGUUAGGGAAAGGUAUCUUCGGUAUCUUGCUGAAGACGCCAAGGAUGUGGCGAUGGUCGAUGAUAAAGAGAAGAAGGCUAUAUCGGCUGAGGAUGGCGCAGAUGUAGAAAUUAUAAAGAAUGAUACCGUUGGGGAUGAUGUCGAUGUUAUAACUAUGGAUGACCUGGAAGUUGAUGAUGAUUCAGAAGACGUACAGUCUGAAACCGGCACUAAUUCUGAUACCCUAAAAGAAGCGUCUGUUGACGAAGAUAUCGUCAUGAUUGAUAUGGAUGAGGACAUUUUAAAAGAAGCGCCCAUUGAAGACGCUGCAGAAACCGAUCCUUUAAAAAACACAGAGGAUGAUACAGAUACCGAUACCUUGAUAAAUCUGGCUAUCGAAGACGAUGACUCCCAACUAGUAAAAGUUUCCGCUACCUCUCCAACUGGGUCGGAAUCCUCAGAUACUGGUACCAUUGAAGGAUUUGAGUUCGUUUCAAAAGAAGAUCUGGAAGUUGCGUCUGUUUCCACGCCAUCUCCAGUCAGCUCGGAGGAUGAGAUGUCGAAGAGCACCCUCAUAGUAAUAAAGUUAGUCAACGGUAAAAGUGAAUAUGAACGAGUGUUGCCUUAUGAUCAUGCUGCUGAAGCUACCGCUAGGAAGAAUAACAAGAGAAAACGCGUUGAACUACUGAAACCUGCCUCCCCUCUCCCUCCAGAGGAUGAUCCUCUUCUGAAAGAGAUGGUAGAAUCUUUCAAAGUGGAUGAAAUUUUAAAAGUUAUGGACGAGCCAGGAAUUUUGGAUACUUCCAGUCUUUUGAAUUCGGAAUGUGGAGAAUCUCGAUCCAGCUUUGUUGUUGCAUCCAAACCAUCUCACGAAAAAAUAACUGUCGAACCCGGUACAUAUGAGGAAUCUUUCGACAUUGAGGAACCUCAAAGUCCUUUAAUAAGUAAGAUCGACGAGAUGAUCGAAACAUUUAGGGUAGAUGUUGAUUUGACCCUUUGCCCCUGUUCCUCCCUCAAACGAUGUAUCAUAUUGUAACCCUGGUUUCAUUUCCUCGGCAUUACACCACAUGCGAUUUUAAUUACUAUCACCAUACGGUGAAGAGUGCGAAUGUAUCGUGAUUGUUACUUGUUAUGAGGAAAGAAAUGCGUCUGUGAGGUCAUAUCAAAAGUGUGAAUUCUGGAAUCGAGCGUGUUACACAGACUAUCAGUUUUGCAAAACAGCUUAUUAUAUUACAAAUAUGUGAAUACAUGUUUAGCCUCAGUGCUUCCUUAUAUUUGCUUCUAAUUUGCAAAUUGAUGAUUGUUCAAAUGAGAUUGUUUGAUUAAAGGUGUAUUUCCGUGCUAAUAACAAAAUUACGAUUGGUUGAAAUAUUUAUAGAAUCAGCUUUUAGCAUUUAACCAAAUCGGUCACAAUUUUGUUUGAUUAGUGGAAGCUUUUGGAUUUUUGAUUUUUGAUUGUUGCUGUCAAUAAGAUAAUUUUAUGCUAGUCAA